Molecule: messenger RNA, 2330 nt
Organism: Drosophila grimshawi
Lineage: Eukaryota; Metazoa; Arthropoda; Insecta; Diptera; Drosophilidae
Gene: AP-1mu
Product: AP-1 complex subunit mu-1
Exons: 2
Coding region: 76-1542 (488 amino acids)
Biological process (GO): intracellular protein transport; vesicle-mediated transport
Cellular component (GO): clathrin adaptor complex; clathrin-coated vesicle
Molecular function (GO): clathrin-cargo adaptor activity
Source: RefSeq, a predicted model, not a curated record
AAUUUUCGUGUGACUAAACUUUAAUUCCAUUCGUAUGGUUAAAUGACAAAAUUCAAAUAUUUUCAAUAGAAAUGCAUGCAAUAUAAGUGCAUACGAGUCGCUGCAAGGUGUUUUAAAUUUAAUCAUCCACUUCACAGACUCGCAAAUACAGCCCGAACUGUGUUACAUUUAUAUUUAUUUUUCUGGGCCAACAAAAACAAGUGGCAUCUGGAAGAUUUUAGGCCAACACACAAAAAUACAACAAAAAAAAAUCAAGGAAAAAUGUCUUCAUCAGCCAUAUUUGUGCUGGACGUGAAGGGCAAGGUGUUGAUAUCCCGCAAUUAUCGCGGCGACAACAUUGACAUGGCGGUGAUCGAUAAAUUUAUGCCGCUGCUCAUGGAACGUGAAGAGGAGGGUCUCGUCACGCCCAUCCUGCAAACGACAGAAACAACAUUUGCGUACAUUAAGACAAAUAACUUGUACAUUGUGUCGACGACGCCGCGCAAUAAGAAUGUGAAUAUUGCAUUGGUCUUUGUAUUUCUGCACAAAAUCGCACAGGUGUUUGUCGAAUACUUCAAGGAGCUGGAGGAGGAGUCUAUACGGGAUAAUUUUGUCAUCAUAUACGAGCUGCUCGACGAGCUCAUUGACUUUGGCUAUCCGCAGACGACGGACUCGAAAAUCCUGCAGGAAUAUAUCACACAGGAAUGUCACAAACUUGAGCUGCAGCCGCGCAUACCCGUCGCCGUCACGAACGCCGUCUCCUGGCGUUCCGAGGGCAUUAAAUAUCGCAAAAAUGAGGUAUUCCUCGAUGUCAUCGAGUCGGUCAAUCUGCUGGCCAAUGCCAAUGGCAAUGUUCUGCGCAGCGAAAUCGUUGGCGCCAUCAAAAUGCGUGUCUAUCUUUCGGGCAUGCCAGAGCUGCGUUUGGGCCUCAACGAUAAGGUGCUCUUCGAGAGCACCGGCCGUGGCAAAUCCAAGUCCGUCGAGCUGGAGGAUGUGAAGUUCCAUCAGUGUGUGCGUCUGUCCCGUUUCGAAAACGAUCGCACAAUCUCGUUCAUACCACCAGAUGGAGAAUUUGAGCUGAUGUCCUAUCGCCUCAACACGCAUGUGAAGCCACUGAUCUGGAUUGAAUCGGUGAUUGAACGACAUGCCCAUUCGCGCGUUGAGUACAUGAUUAAGGCAAAAUCUCAAUUUAAGCGCAGAUCGACGGCAAAUAAUGUGGAAAUUGUUAUACCAGUGCCGGCAGAUGCGGACUCACCGAAAUUCAAAACAACAAUUGGCAGCUGCAAAUAUGCGCCCGAACAGAAUGCCAUCAUAUGGACGGUGAAAUCAUUUCCCGGCGGCAAGGAGUACCUAAUGCGUGCCCACUUUGGCCUGCCCAGCGUCGAGAGUGAGGACAAUACCGAGGGUAAGCCGCCGAUACAGGUGCGCUUCGAGAUACCCUACUUUACCACGUCGGGCAUCCAAGUGCGCUAUCUGAAAAUCAUUGAGAAGAGCGGUUACCAGGCGCUGCCCUGGGUGCGCUACAUCACACAGAACGGUGACUAUCAGCUGCGCACCAACUGAUCCUGAUCCACACCCACACAUUCCAGCCAAGCUUAAGCGAAUAUCCUUCUUGUUGCGUUUAAUAUGAGUUAGGAUUAUGUUAGAUAGCUUCUUCACCUUCACAUGUGCGUUAAGUCGAAAGUAAAUAUAUAUAUAUAUAACAUACAUAUUACAAAUGUGUUCCUGCAAGCGCAAUUGUUUAGUAAAUUUAUUGAUUGUUUUUAAGCCAAUAUACCAAAUUUUUAAAUAUUCUGUUAAACUAAUGAAGUUUAAAUUUGAAGAUAACAAAGUGUGUUAGCCGGCCUUUAGCGUACUUAUGCAAGCUGAAUGAGAUUGAAAAUAUUUCUUAAAUCGGAUUGUAAACAAAAAAGCAAGCUGAAAGCUAGCAACUUAAAAUAUUUUAAUAUUUGUUAGUGUAGUCAAAAAUCAAAAGAAACAUAACAAUGGCAGCUAAUUUCGAAGUUUCUAAUUUACAAAAUCUUCAUUUUUCAAUUUGUUUUGAAUUCAAUUCAUUUUACUCGUUUGCAGGAAUACGCCUAAUUAUAAAAAAAGGUAUUGUUUUUUUUUCCUGUGUAUUGUAUUUGUAUUUUGUACGUAAACCAAACUAAUAAAUUGUAAUACCUUUUCCAAAGCAUACAACUUGUAAUUAAAGCUAAGCUAAAUGCUCGAGAAAAUAUAUGUUGCAUUUGUAAAUUACAACGGUUUUGCAUGGCAUGCCUCACAAUAAAAGAAAUCAAAUAUUUAACCAGCAUUAACGCGUCUCCUCUAACUAUUUAGCAACAAUGACAAAUUUGGUUUGAAACCUUAUA